Molecule: messenger RNA, 3270 nt
Organism: Trichoderma asperellum CBS 433.97
Lineage: Eukaryota; Fungi; Ascomycota; Sordariomycetes; Hypocreales; Hypocreaceae
Source: RefSeq, a predicted model, not a curated record
CUCCGGCUUACGGGGUGAUCAUUGAUUGUACCUCAUCUUCUUUCAAAUUUGUCUGUCCAAAAGAUUUGGCGCAUGAGAAAUUUAAUAUUAGACAUUAUCAUACCUGUAUCCUACUCUUUUGCAUACAUUGGCAUAUUGUGCCACUAUUCACAGUCAAUAGUCUUUCUUUUCUGGCUCUCUAACUUAUAUCUGCCCUGUCUUUAUACAAUACAGGCAUUAUGGCACCAAGUCAGUUGGCAUCAGACACCGGCUCCGAGAGUGGAGGGGAGUGGCCAUCUUCACUCCCAUCGUCGCCUGAGCCAUCAUUUCCAGCAACGCCAGCGUCAUGCAGUCCACGGCUGAAUGCUAAGCCACAAGUAAUUCAACGAGUGUGUGAGGCUCCGUUGGAUUCUCCUGCCUCCUGCCACGAUGUUGCUCCACUCCCUCCCAUCCCUAGUACCGAGCCCUUACAGCCACUGUCCACCGACUCUCAGACUCCAGACCAUUGGAUUGCACGAGACAGCCGCAUGAUUCGACUUACGGGAAAGCAUCCGUGCAACGUAGAGGCUCCCUUAUCCGCGUUGUUCAACGCCGGGUUUCUUACUCCCCAAAACCUCUUCUAUGUUCGCAGCCAUGGAGAUACACCACGUAUCAGUGUCAAACAAGCGCAGGAAUGGAAACUGCGGAUCCAUGGGCUUGUUGAGAGAGAGAUUGAGUUCUCGAUUCAAGAGCUCAAAGAUAAAUUCCAAGUUGUCACGCUGCCGGUAACUCUUGUUUGCGCCGGUAACCGUCGAAAGGAGCAGAAUAUGGUUCUCAAGGGACUUGGAUUUAAUUGGGGUGCGGCGGGUGUAUCUACCGGUCUCUUUACAGGUGUCUAUCUGGCCGAUAUUCUGGAUUAUUGCAAGCCACGGAACCCCCUUCUCUCUUCUUACCUCCCCUGCGAUCAACAUAUUCCUGGACGUGCGCGUCAUGUUAUCUUUGAAGGCGCCGACGAGCUUCCCAAGGGGAAAUAUGGUACAUCACAGAGGCUCAGCUGGGCAUUAGAUCGUAGCAAGGGUAUGCUCAUAUGUUGGGGCCUCAAUGGCGAAGACCUUUCCCCUGAUCAUGGCUAUCCUCUUAGAUUAGUUGUGCCCGGCCAGAUUGGUGGGCGAAUGGUGAAAUGGCUCCAACGAAUCGAGAUCUCUGACCGCGAGAGUCAGCAUCACUUGCACUUUUUUGAUAACAAGCUUCUCCCCACUACGGUGACGGCCGACCAGGCGAGGAAAGAAGACAAAUGGUGGUACGACCCCAAAUACAUCAUUAAUGAACUCAAUGUCAAUGCAGCAAUUUGUUUACCGUCCCACAACGACACAAUUCAGCUAGCAUCUGAUACCUCUACGAUGCAAGUUCUAGCCGUAGAGGGAUAUGCGUACACUGGAGGCGGGCGACGUAUUACCCGCGUCGAGGUCACACUUGACGAUGGAGAAACUUGGAGGCUCUGUGAUAUAAGAUACCCAGAGGAUCUCUACCGCAUGUAUCCUGUUGGAAAACACCCUUACUAUGGCAACAUUGAUUUGACCAUGACCGACAUGAGUUUUUCUUGGUGUUUUUGGAAGAUUGAAGUUGAUGUCAAGUCACUACUAUUAAAUCGGAAUGCCGGAUUUAUUGCCGUACGCGCAAUGGAUGAAGCCCUGAGCAUCAUGCCGCGGGACAUGUAUUGGAAUGCCACCUCAAUGAUGAAUUCCUGGUGGUUUCGCGUUGCCAUGUACAAGGAGAAUAAUGGCCAUAGUAUUCGAUUCGAACAUCCAACUGUACCAGGUAAUUCCAACGGUGGUUGGAUGCAGCGUAUGAAUGAAGCUGGAGUAAAUCCGAGGUAUCCUCGCCUUACCGAGGAUAAUUUAUACACGGGCCCCUCUUCGAGUUCCAUCGCAGCGACUACAGCUUUAUCCCAAGGAAGUCGAAUUGAUGAAGCUGCCAACAGCAUAAUGAUCAACCCAGAUAGGAUAACAACAAUCGUUACGACAUCUCAGCUCGCAGAGCACGCUGACGGAGAGGGCCCGUCUCCUUGGUUCGUCGUCGACGGACAUGUAUAUGAUGGGACGGGUUUUCUGGCGUCUCACCCUGGUGGAGAACAAUCCAUUCGUCUAGUCGCUGGCGAGGAUGCCACUGAAGAUUUCAUGGCCAUUCACUCCAUGGAUGCCAAGAAAUUGUUGAAAGAUUACCAUAUUGGAAAGCUUGAACAACCUUUAUCGCCGUCAACAGGUCCACUUUUAAAAUCCGAUAACCAAUAUGACCCAUCUAAGGCGUUUCUUGAUCCAAAAAUAUGGAAGAAAGUUCGCCUGGUGCACAAGCGAGAGAUCUCUCAUGAUUCGCGAAUCUUUCGGUUCGCCCUGCCUCAUGAAGAUCAACUUCUCGGUUUACCAGCGGGUCAGCACAUUUACCUGCGCGUAAAGAAAGUUGACAAAGCAAGCGGUAAAGUCGAGAUUGUGCAGCGAGCUUACACUCCGUAUAGCUCCAGUACCCAGCGCGGCUACAUCGAGCUUCUGAUCAAAAUUUAUUUCCCGUCCAAAAACUUAAUACAAAGUGAUACCGAAUUUGUUGGAGGCCAAAUGACCAUGUUGCUCGAAAACAUGGCAAUUGAAGCAGAUACGGAUGCGCCAAUGGUAGAAUUGAAGGGCCCAAUUGGCCACUUUACAUAUCUUGGCAAUGGGCAAGUACAGUGCAAGCCUAACAGUCGUAUUCGCGUGGUUAAAAGAUUGGCCAUGAUUGCUGGUGGCAGUGGAAUUACCCCAAUAUGGUCCACUCUCAAAGCUAUUGCAGACGAAUAUUCGGCUUCUCCAACUUCAGCCCAUCAAAACCCAGUCGAAGUCUGGCUCAUCUAUGGUAAUCGAGAGGAGAAAGACAUACUUAUUCGUGAGGAGCUUGACCAUCUUUCACGCCAUAUGGAAGGAAACUUGCAUAUAUGGCAUGUCCUGAGUUCUAACGAACCAAAUGCGGACUGGACACUUGGAAGAGGACAUAUUGACUUAGAGUGCCUCCAACACCACCUUCCGUCAGCGCCUUCCCCUAUGACUGGUACGGACCACGAGGAUACAUUGGCGUUAGUUUGUGGCCCCCCAGCUAUGGAAUCGGCUGUCUCUGCAGGAUUGCAAAAGCUUGGGUGGAAUGUUGAGAAAAAUAUUAUAUUCUUUUAGUAUAUGUAUAACAUUAAUAGCAAUAUCAUUCAACAUUUGCCUUCGUUAUAUUCGGCAGUCUGUUUGCUAAGUCUGUUGGCUACAUCCACAUUAAUCCUAUGCCUAAACGAACUAUAAG